This is a messenger RNA of Ochotona curzoniae (black-lipped pika), 2547 nucleotides long. RefSeq names its product angiogenin (gene ANG). Bases 1907 to 2371 code for a protein of 154 amino acids. NCBI's taxonomy places the organism in Eukaryota, Metazoa, Chordata, Mammalia, Lagomorpha, Ochotonidae. Gene Ontology annotation, molecular function: RNA nuclease activity; nucleic acid binding. The record is from RefSeq and is a predicted model, not a curated record. The transcript has 2 exons. Gene Ontology annotation, biological process: defense response to Gram-positive bacterium; antibacterial humoral response; innate immune response.
AUGGCCCAAAGCCAAAGAAGCUCCUGGCUUUGCCACAUGCUUUCUGAGGGUUUUCACAAAAUAACUUUUAUUUGUAUUGCAGUGUACUUUUCCUAGGAUCAAGAAGCUGAGUCAGAAGGAGUCUGCUCCAUGGCUUUUGUAUUUAUCCUACCCCUCCUCAUGUUUGUUUGUUUAAUUAGGGUGAAUUUUUUCCCGGAAAUAUUACAGGUUCUUAUGCAAAUAGGCUUCUUUCUCUCUGGCAACUCAAAGAGCUUUUCAGAUACAUCUUGAUGUAUCUGAAGUCAGUUUAAGUCAAUGGAACUGAAGUGGUCAACUUGGAACCCCUGCUCUAUGCUUAUCAAACUAGGGGUAUAUACCCAGUACAGUGACUCCGCAAGCAAGGAAGUGGGCAGUUCCUCCAAAAAUUGGAUGGAAAUUGAGAGGAAUCUGUCAGGACUCGGGGAGGUGUUGCUUGAACAGAAUCUGAAAAUUUUCUCUCACAGAUGAAGGGUUUAAAAUCCGAUUCAACUAUUCAUCACUGUUUGAUCUUGAAUUUCCUCACAAAUAAAACAGACUUACAUAACCUACUUGACCCAGUCCUAAAUGAUUACCCAAAUAGAGUCAUGCAGGUGAUUAUUAUGACUGUUGCGAUAAUUUCAUGCACAGCUGUUUUACUAGCAGGUAGCCUGUCCCUAGUUGUCACCUUCUCAAAUGCAAGCAAAUCGAAUGACAGAGGGUUGAGGAUUUUUUUUAAAGCACUAUUCUAGAUCCAUCAUUAGAACAAAGGAGAAUUGAGGGUCCGAGGACACUUGACAUCCUGCCACUGACUGAUGUUUAAGACUGUAAGAUACAUAAAGUGAUCCUGGGGGUCUUUGGCCCACUGUUUCUAUGUAAGCAAUGCCUCUACUUUGCAAGUAGCUGUACUAUCAACGUUGCCUUGACGUUGGAGAUAACAAAUUUCAUAGCAGUAUAUCAGGAAAAGAAGAUAGAGUGUUCAGGGGUAGUCUCUUAGCAACAAAGUGAAAGAAUGGGCCCCAGAACAGUAGCCUAGUGGCUAGAGUUCUUGCCUUGCAUGUGCUGGGAUCCAAUGUGAGUGCUGGUUACUACAUGCUCCACUCCCCUUCCGUUCCUUGUGCCAUCGUGGUCCCUUGCAGGCUGAACCAAUGGAUGGAAGAUUUCUCUCUGUGUUUCUCCUCUCUGGAAAUCUCACUUUCUAAUUAAAGAAAAAAAAAGAGUGAAAGAAUGGAGAAACCAAGAAAAUGUGGCAAGGAUAUUUCAGGGGGUUGCCAGAAAUGCUGAGGUGGAGGGCAGGGUAUAAUAAUAGAACCUUCUCUAGAAGUGCUUUCCUGCACCUUUGGAAUCUGUAGAACAAUCUGCUUAACAUCCUUUCAUAAAAGCAAGUUAUGGGGACAAAUAGAAUGGAAGCACAACAUCCCACUAGAAGACCAUAUCUUAUUCUGCAGACUUCCUUCACAGCAGUCCUUGGAAUUGGCCCAUGAGAUCAGAGAUGGUGUCCUGUGGAUCUAAACAACUCCAUGUAACAAUGAAACUUCGGUUUGGUCAUAGGCAAGAGUAAGAACCACAGACAUCAGAAAAAGGCAGCUUUUUGGACAAAAGGCCACACUUAUCAAACUUUGUUACCCGAAACAAAUUUCUGCUCCUAUUAGAUGGGUUAAUAUUUGAUCCAGUUGUGCCCAGGGAAAAGGUGAAUGACUCUCCUUUAAGGACAGUGCCCUUGGUUUGCUCAUCUCUGCCAUGAUUGGGACAUCCAUAGGCUGGCUCUCUCCACCCCUUCAAAUGAACACUAUAUAAGCAGAUCCAAGAUGGGCUUCUUGGUUCACACAACUAGACCCUCCAGGAGCAAACAGCUGGAUCCCCUCUCUGGUUGGAGGAAGCCUGCCAGAUUUUUGAGCCUCUGCUGGAAGAGAUGGUGACAGCCCUGGGUCCCCUGUUAUUGAUCUUCAUGCUGGGUCUGGGUGUGACCCCACCAACCCUGGCUCAGAACAAUCCCAGGUACCGACACUUCCUGAACCAGCACUAUGAUGGUAAUCCACGUGGCCAUAAUGACAGAUAUUGUGAAACCAUGAUGAGGAGACGACACCUGACCUCACCCUGCAAAGACAUCAACACGUUUGUUCAUGGCAACUCGGGAAGUAUCAAGGCCAUCUGUGAAGAUACGAAUGGAAGCCCUUAUGGAGAUAACUUAAGAAUAAGCACGUCCGCUUUCCAGAUCACCACUUGCAGGCAUAUAGGAGGGUCCCCCUUCCCUCCCUGCCGGUACCGAGCCACAAGUGGGUCCAGAAUCAUUGUUGUGGCCUGUGAAGAGGGCUUCCCUGUCCAUUUGGAUGAGUCUGUUUUUGUUAGUAACAACCACCCUCAAGCACUCUACUGAUCAGAGCUGAGUGCUCGCUCUUCCUUUGGUUUUUCGCUGCACAUGCCAGUUUCCAUUGAGUGUCUGCUGCCAGCAGUGGCAGCAACAAUCAUUGCCUCGAACCCAAAAAAUGAGAUACUUGCAGUUUUACUUUUCUGUUUUACCACAUAUGCUUAAUAAAUGAAAACAUCUCUGAA